AUGGGGUACAAACAGAAUUUCACCACGGUGGAAAUCCACCAGUCCCCAAACUGCACAGACACCUCCAAAGACGGACCCGUGCCCGGCUAUCAAUUCAUCCGAAUACCCCACCCAACCAACCCGCCCUCACCAGCAGACCCCGCCCGAUGCUACACCACCACCGUCCAAUCCGACAUCUUGCCCGUCAGACCCUACCCCGUCGCCGUGAAACUCGUCGAACAGAAGACCCUGAUGAUCUGGGAUGAGGUUGCAAAGACCUACGUUGAGCCGCGAUAUGAAUCCACUGAGUGUUUUGAUAUCACCGCGUUGACCGCAACCAAGGGCCUGCCGCCGGCGUCGAUGAAGCUAAAGUCGGAGGAGGCAUUUUUGGAUACGCCGUUCCAGUCUUAUGAGGCGGGCGCCGGGACGGUGGGCGUGCAGUGGACGGGGAUGGUGCUGCUUGCGACGUUUUGGAUGGCAAAGAAGAUGCGCCUAGAUGAUGCUAGCCUACGUAACGCAUAUGGUGACUCUAUGUACACCAUCAGGGAGCUGUCCAUCGCGACACCGGCCGACCGUAACUCGCAUCGAUCGAGGGGCAUAGGCAUCGGAAGAGGAAAAUCACCACGUGAGGUGUGCGUCCGAUUAAUCGUCUUUCCAACUCUCAGGAGUCGGCUGGGCAAGAGAUCGGAUCUAGACCCGCGUACGGAGAUUGUCGCGCAACUCUUGCAAGGGACGACGAGGGGCAGUGUCAGCGGGCGUCUGGAUUUGGACGGGGCGCUCGCACGAGAGCUUUUUCGCGCUGUUGCAGCCAUUGAGAAGAUUGUCUCUGAUAAAGCGAUACUUCUCAACGGCGGGUUGCGUCAACGGACGAUGCAUUGUAUCAACCUAGACGUAUGGGCAGCGCUAGCAGUCUUGAACGAAACGUUUGGCGAGAAUCCUCCUGUGUACGAGAUGCGGAAACUGUCGAUGGAAAACGCAUCGGAUGAGGACAACAUACCCAUGCACGUUCCGGAUCACGUCAAGGAAGUGCAUACCGAGCUUGUUUUCGCGGUUUCCCCGUUGCUGGACAUCUCGGCCGUGGACAACGCUGUUCAGACAAUGUUUCCGGACAGCUUCUGCCGGCUCUCUACUCCUGAGUCCACGUCAACACCUGGCCUGAAAAUCCUCCGACAAGACCCAAACGCAUUCACAUCCAUGAAAUCCCUCGCCGAGCUCCGUUCCCAUUACCACAGAGACGAGGCACGGCACCAGCCCACCGACAACACCUGGCUUCGGUACGACCCGCAAUCGAUCCACGCCGAGCUAUGGCGGUUCGUAGUCCUCCCGCAAGACUAUUCCGAGCUAUGUUUUGAGCCGCUUGGGGUGGACUAUGUUUAUGAGGUUGUGGAAUAUAACCGACGGCGGGGGAUUGCGAGGGUGGAGAGGACUUGGACGGUGAAGUACUCGUCGUUUGCGAUGAGUGAGGAAGAGAUGGAUGAGAUGUUUUGGAGGGGGACUAGGUUGGUUGGGUGGGAUGACGGUCCUUGA
This is a messenger RNA of Fimicolochytrium jonesii, 1506 nucleotides long. RefSeq lists its product as uncharacterized. Bases 1 to 1506 code for a protein of 501 amino acids. The record is from RefSeq and is a predicted model, not a curated record. The transcript has 7 exons. NCBI's taxonomy places the organism in Eukaryota, Fungi, Chytridiomycota, Chytridiomycetes, Spizellomycetales, Powellomycetaceae.